AUGGUGGAGAGGUAUUUUGACGCCGGGCGCGAUGGUCAAGGCUUCAGGCUGUUCGUGCGCAUGCUGAGGAGUGGCAUUCAACCGAAUGAGUUCACGUAUCGCGGGGUUCUGCGUGCUUAUGCAGAAUUCACCUGCGAGAAACUCGGGAAGCAGGGUGCAUGGUCGAAUGACAAAAAGAGCAGGGCAGGGGAUUCAUGCUUUGCAGAGAGUGCGCUUGUGCACAUAUAUUCCAAGUACGGCGACAUGGGAACUGCAGUGGGUGUCUUUAGGGGGAUGCCAAAGCCGGACUUGGUGUCAUGGACAGCCUCAAGUUGGAUUGAAGCUGGGACAAGGGUGCAUGUGUUUCUGGUUGGGGAUAAGUUGCAUCCUCAAGCUGAAGAAAUAUAUGCGCUUCUGAAGAAAGCUGUAUCUGAAGAUGAGGGAAGAAGGAUGAGCAUGCACAUGCUCAACUGUUUCUUUUGUCAAAUGCAGAAGAAAGGCGAGGACUCACAACCUGACAGAAUAUCUGUUACGCAAACCUACAUGGAUGUGAGGCUUUCAAACGUUACAUCCAUCUGUUUGCUGAAGUAA
Miscanthus lutarioriparius is the source of this 570-nucleotide messenger RNA. The record is from the annotation of a GenBank genome assembly. Lineage: Eukaryota; Viridiplantae; Streptophyta; Magnoliopsida; Poales; Poaceae.